GAAUCAAUAUCUCAUUGAUUUGGGAUUCCGAAAAUCGUUCCACAUUUUUUAUUUAUGAACAUCCUUUAUCUAAAAAGUAAUCUGCAGGAGUAGUGUCGAGACUCGAUUUUGUGGCCAGCAGACCACUUUUCCGAAGCCAACUGGUCACUCCACUUCAGGCAGAAACCGGGUGCUCUUCCAAACUCACAAUUCAUCAACCUCUUGCUCGCGGACGUCGCGGACCUCUCAACCAACUUGAGCCUCCUCCUCACUCCUUUUCGUUGGUCCGUCCGUCCGUCGGUCCAUUCGUCCAUCGCUGGCUCCGUCCGUCUCUCUCCCUCCAUCCGUCCGGGACAACCCAAAUCCUGCUCAGGAAACGAGCAAAGUGGCAGCUGACAGAAAAUCUAGAAGAGGAUCUGGCCAGAGCUGAACUGGGUUUGAAGCGAAAAAAGCACGAGACCCAACGGAGGGCCGCCGGCUGAAGCUUCCAGCUACUGACUCCUUCUCUCCCUAGCCUUUACCCUCUUUCUUGCUUCUUUCAACUUCUCCUCUUGCACCUCUCCCCGUUGUUCUCGUCAUCAAGUUCGUCGAGGGCGGGCCUGUCUCUCUGAUCUUCUCUACUCUGUCUCUGGCAGUUCUGUUGGUGUUUCUGGUGUGCCAAGAAGAAACUGGACGGCUGAAGUACAGAAGACUAAGAGUGGGAACAACCACAAGCUAGACGCCAAGUCCGUGUUCCAACUGGCGUUUUGGGCAAAAAUCUUUAAUACAGCGGCAAAAGUUUUGGCACCAAGCUGUGGCUUUUUGAGGAGGAUUUUCCGAUUUGCUAACAAACAUAACAGAGUAAUUUAAAAAGCACGUGAAGUGAACAUAGUGGGUCCCGGUGAUUGUGCAGUGAUUUUCUAAUCUGGAACUCUGUUUAACUUAUCGCAUGGUUUAUCCGACGAUUGAUGAGGCAUGAUCCUCAAGAAUGUCCAUACAUAUUGACAUCGAUUUAGGAUCAUUCGAUUGAGGGAGAAGGCCGCGGAAGGUCGAGCUCCUACCAAUCUUGUUAUUUUAGGUGGUGCUCAAAAAUGAGAGGGACUUUUGGCGUCUCUCUCUGCCAGAUCUUGGCCUUCCUGGUGGCACAGACCCUUGGAAAAAAUCCUCCUGUGAUAUCGGAAGUUCCCCAAAGACAACGCGUCCGAGCGGGUGGAAUUGCCGCCCUUCAAUGCAUGGCUACGGGUGAUCCAACGCCUCAUAUAACAUGGCGAAAGAAUGGGAACAAAAUUCCCAGCACAGUAUUAAGAUAUUCGAUUCUUGAGUUUACGGGCGGAUCUGUCUUGAGGAUCGAGCCGAUUCGUAAGAAAGAAACUCAGUUUGAAUGCGUGGCCGAGAAUGGGGUCGGAGAUCCGGUAUCCGCCAGCAUUGAAUUGGAAAUUUUCGAUGACAAGUCAUUGCCACCAGGAUUCCCCCGGAUAAUCCAGAGCCCUGCGAUGAAAGUGGAGGAAAAAGGAAGAAACGCCCUGCUCGUCUGCCAAGCCACUGGAAAUCCUCAGCCCAAUAUCUAUUGGGUCAAGGAUGGCAUGCGAUUGAACCCCAAUCCGCGGUACAUCAUUACGGAACAAGGUAAACUUCGAGGGUCGCUGCAAAUCAAAGACAGCCAAGAGACGGACCAAGGCAAAUACGAGUGCGUGGCGGAAAAUGCAGUGGGCACGGAAUAUUCUUAUUCGGCACAACUCUACGUGCGAGUCCGACGGGUCCCUCCUCAGUUCACGAUUCCCCCCGAAUCCGAAUAUGAAGUGAUGGUGGGGUCAGGCAUUAACCUGACUUGCGUGGCUAACGGCAGUCCCAUGCCGCAUGUGAAAUGGCGCAGAGGAUCGCAAGAUGUAACCCCCGGAAUGGCUCCCCCUAUCGGAAUGAAUGUUCUCCAAUUGCAUAACAUCCAAGAGACGGAGAACUACACUUGUGUAGCUGCCAGCAAACUAGGUAUCAUCGAGGCCACCACCAUCGUCCGAGUUCAAGCUCUGCCUCGACCUCCGAGUAAGGUCAAGAUCUCAGAAGUGACUCCGACGUCGGUGCGUCUUUCGUGGUCAUAUCCGGGAUCGCCCACUGAGGUGCAGUACUACGUCAUUCAGUACAAGCCCAAAUUGGCGAGUUGGGACUACAAGGAGAUCUCGGGCGCCAUCACUACGUUCUAUGACAUCCGUGGGUUGACCCCAUACACCGAGUACGAGUUUGUGGUAUUGGCCGUGAACAAUGUGGGCCGAGGCGACAAAUCCAUGCCAGUUGUGACCACAACAGGAGAAACAGACGUGGAAAAUAACAAUACACCAGGAUAUGCCCCUAGGAACGUUUCUGUGCGGCCUUUGAGCUCAUCGACCAUGGUCAUUCAAUGGAACGAGCCUCAGGCUCAAAAUGGACCAGUGACGGGCUACAAGGUGUAUUACACCACCAACCCCGGCUUGUCUUUGUCACAAUGGGAGUCCCAGUUUGUAGAUAACAACAAGUUGACCACGAUCUCGGAUUUGACGCCACACACCAUAUACACCAUCAGGGUGGAAGCCUACACGGCCAUUGGUCCUGGGCCACCCUCUGCGCCAGUCCAAGUGAAGACUCAACAAGGGGUUCCCUCUCAGCCAUCCAAUCUCCGGGUUUCCGAAGCCAGGGCGACCUCUGUCCGAUUGAGUUGGGAACAACCUGCGCACUCGGGCGAGAACAUCGUGUCUUACGAGCUCUACUGGAACGAUACCUUUACCCCUGACUUUGAGAACCACCGGUCUUUGCCCGUCUCAAAAGAGUAUUACCUCGAGGGUUUAUACCCUAACACCCUGUAUCAUAUCUGGUUGGCAGCCAAGUCCAAACGAGGAGAAGGUGCCACGACCCCUCCCAUUGCAGUUCGAACCGAGCAAUAUGUUCCCGGCGCGCCGCCAGACUUGGUAAAGGCUUACCCGGAGAGCUCCACUUCAAUCCGAGUUGUCUGGCAGCCGCCUCCAGAGAACAAGCGCAACGGUAAAAUUACCUAUUACAAGAUAUACCACGUGCCUAACUCUCGGACCGACUCGGAUGCCACCAUGAUUGAGAUCAAUGACUCGGAUCGGCAAGAGUUCAUCAUUGAUGAGCUCAGAAAGUGGACUGAGUACAGAAUCUGGAUGCUGGCCGGAACUCAGAUUGGGGACGGACCCAUUUCUUAUCCCGUGAUCAUCAAGACUGAUGAAGAUGUGCCUGGAGAGCCGCAAAACGUCGCAGCUCAACCCUUGAACUCAAGUUCUGUGGAAGUGACCUGGGAUCCUCCAUCGGAUAAGGACCGAAAUGGCGUUAUCCGUGGAUAUCAGAUCUACGUCCAGCCCAAGAACACGGAAUCCCUCUAUUAUCAAAUGCCUUUGCGAUUUAAUACGGGGUCUUCGGACGUGACGUCAUUCAAUGUGACAAAUCUCCAGCCCGACACUAGAUACGUGGUUCAAGUAGCCGCUCUCACCAGAAAAGGUGACGGAACCAGAAGCCAACCCGUGAAAGUGAAAACCCCAGGAGGUGUUCCCACCAGACCCAACAUCGAUUUGAAAAUUGUGAAAAAGGACCCCACAAUAACCAUGGACAUUGAGUGGACCAAGCCUAUGGAGACUUACGGAGAACUGAAAGGCUACCGGGUUCGAUAUGGUCACCGCGGCCAAAAGUUAACCGAAAUCAGAAUCACUGACCCCGAGGUGCAACAUCAAGAAAUCUCUAAUCUGGAGAAGGGCAUCGAGUACGAAUUUCGUGUAGCUGGGAUGAACAAAGUGGGAGCUGGGCAAGAGGCAAUCAAAGCAUUUCUCACCCCGGAAGGCGUUCCCUCCGACUCCCCAAAGAACAUUACGACUCGUUUCCAGACUCCCGAUGUCAUCGAGAUUUCGUACGAUCCGCCGCCAGAAAUUGCUCAAAAUGGACAAAUCACGAUGUACGAUAUACAGUUCUGGAAAGCCGUGACUCCCGAGGAGAAACGAAUGCGCUCUACCACAGAGAAGAAAACGGUAUUCGCCAACCUAGAAGACAACACCGAGUACAAAUUCAGUGUUCGGGCCAAUACUCGCAAAGGCUACGGUCCUUGGAGCACUCAGGUGUCUUUCCGGACUGACCGGAACAUUAUUCGGGCUCCACAACAUGUCCAGGCCAUGGCUACUUCAGACUCUUCCAUCGAGGUGUGGUGGGAAGCUGUGCCGUUACGGACGAAAGUUAUUGGAUACGAAUUGUUUUACACCAUGACCGAGGUCGACGACCUUGACAAGUGGCAACGCAAGUCUGUGGGUCUGACCACAUCAGCCGAACUCAUCAAUUUGGAGAGAGAUGCUCGAUAUGCUAUAGCUGUGGCAGCUAGAACACACGAUGGCUUGGGUCGCCUUUCCCAAAGAAUCAAUGAGAAGGUUAAGCCACAGGAUGUCGUUUUGAACUUGAGAGCAACUGAGGUGACCACUCACACCAUGACUUUGUCUUGGGGACAACCUAUUCGGCUUACGCCAAUCAAUUACAAGAUCAGUUAUAAUGCCUACAAGGAAUUUGUGGACGCCCAAGGAAUCACACAAUCAGCCCAAGUCCAACCUAUCACCAUAUUGGUGUCGCCCAAGACUCAAGAGUACAAAAUCAAGGACCUGUCCCCGUUCACCACUUAUCAUGUAAACGUGUCUGCCAUUCCAUCGGAUCGAUCUUAUCGACCACCAGCCAAGAUCACGGUCACCACUCAAAUGGCUGCACCGCAGCCCAUGGUUAAGCCAGACUUUUACGGUGUACGGGCCCACGACCGAGGUGAAUUGACUGUGUUCUUGCCCCAAGCCUCUGAGGAGUAUGGGCCAAUUAGUCAUUACUACUUGGUGGUGAUACCUCAUAGCAACUCUAGUGGUGUCAAAUAUCCAGAUCAAUUUAACACUGCAGAUUUGGUGAGCAAUAGCAAAGCGUCACUGGCCAAUAAGGAAGAAGAUGAGGACAAGCCAUACAUUGCCGCCAAGUUCCUCCAACGAUCCAUCCCCUACACGUUUGUCUUGGGCAAUAGUCAGAACUAUGAGGGAUUCAUCAAUAAUAAACUGAACAAAGGCAUCUUGUACAAGAUAUUUGUUCGAGCCUAUGUUGACACUCCUCAGAAGCAUCUGUAUACCUCUAGUCCAUUUUCACCAGAGUUGUCUUUGGACAUGAUGCAAGAACCACCCGGUCCACCUCCUCAGAGGCCGAAACCUGGCCGUGGCCUAUACAAUGGCGAUGAUCCCAAGGGACUGCCCAAUCCAAAACAAGCCUCCAUGAUGUGGAUUGUUGGUCCCAUAUUAGCCGUGAUCCUAUUUUUCUUCUUUGUCUUGCUAAUUUGCGUACUGAAACGUCGGCGUCAAAAUCCUAAUCAACCUCUGGAGCAAGGUGCGGUCCAUACGCCAUUGAUGGCGGGUUUUGAAAUGCCAACUUCAAUGGGCGGAACUGGAGGCCAUGUUACCCUCGUGGCGCCUUCAGAUCCAGUGGAGCUUAGACGAUUGAAUUUCCAGACCCCUGGCAUGAUAUCUCAUCCCCCUAUACCAGUGUCGGAAAUGGAUGCACACAUUGACGACUUGAAGUCCAAUGACAAUCUGAAGUUUUCUCAGGAAUAUGAGAGCAUUGAACCGGGCCAGCAAUUCACGUGGGACAAUUCAUCGAUGGAGAUUAACAAACCCAAGAACCGCUACGCCAAUGUCAUCGCUUACGAUCAUUCGCGGGUGGUUUUACAGCCGGCAGACGGCGUCCUCGGAUCCGACUACAUCAACGCCAACUACUGUGAUGGCUACAGGAAGCAAAACGCCUAUAUUGCCACCCAGGGUCCUUUACCAGAGACGUUUGCCGACUUUUGGCGAAUGGUCUGGGAGCAGAGAUCUUCAACCAUUGUGAUGCUCACAAAAUUGGAAGAGAGGGCUCGAAUCAAAUGUGACCAAUACUGGCCCACACGAGGCACCGAGAGUUAUGGAGUGAUGUCCGUAACUCUAACAGACACUCAAGAGCUCGCUAGUUAUGUCAUUAGGACGUUCCAAUUGCAGAGAGUGAGUCAAGCACCCAUGGGAAUGAAUAUUGGCUACACAGAUCGCCGGGAGGUGAAGCAGUUCCAGUACACAGCGUGGCCGGACCACGGAGUCCCGGAACAUCCUGCUCCAUUCCUCCAAUUCCUGAGAAGAAUCACAGCUAUGAACCCAAUGGAUGCUGGGCCUGUCAUCACUCAUUGCAGCGCUGGUGUCGGUCGAACUGGAGCUUUCAUUGUCAUAGACUCAAUGUUGGAGCGGGUACGGCAUGAAAAGACGAUAGAUGUGUACGGACAUGUCACAUGUCUUAGAUCUCAGAGGAACUAUAUGGUUCAAACGGAGGAUCAGUAUAUCUUCAUUCACGAUGCUCUACUUGAGGCCGUCAACUGCGGCUUCACUGAGGUCCCUGCCCGAUCCCUGCAUCAUCACAUCCAACAACUGAUGCAGAUGGAACUUGGGGAUAAUAUUACAGCCAUGGAAAUCGAGUUCAAAAAGCUGGCCAGUAUCCAAACAGAACCAGACAAAUUCCUUUCGGCCAACCUUCCUUGUAACAAGUUCAAAAAUCGUUUGGUUAACAUUCUUCCAUACGAAUCUUCAAGGGUCUGCUUAGAGCCAAUCAGAGGUAUUGAGGGUAGUGACUACAUCAACGCAAGUUACAUCGAUGGAUAUCGCUAUCGGAACGCUUACAUUGCCACGCAAGGUCCCUUGGCCGAGACUGUGGAGGAUUUCUGGCGCAUGAUCUGGGAACACAACUCGACCAUCAUAGUAAUGCUUACCAAACAACGCGAGAUGGGUCGGGAAAAAUGUGCUCAAUAUUGGCCGAGUGAUCGAUCUGCGCGCUAUCAGUGCUUUGUUGUUGAUCCACUGGCUGAAUAUAAUAUGCCACAAUAUCUUCUUCGCGAGUUCAAAGUCACUGACGCUCGAGACGGACAAUCUAGGACAAUUCGGCAGUUCCAAUUCACAGAUUGGCCAGAGCAGGGUGUUCCUAAGAGUGGUGAAGGUUUCAUCGAUUUCAUUGGUCAGGUGCACAAAACCAAAGAACAAUUCGGUCAAGAGGGACCGAUUACGGUUCAUUGCAGCGCCGGUGUUGGUCGCACAGGGGUGUUCAUCUCGAUGAGCAUUGUCUUAGAACGCAUGCAGUAUGAAGGCGUCGUUGAUGUAUUCCAAACGGUCAGAGCUCUCAGGACGCAAAGACCUGCCAUGGUACAAACGGAGGAUCAGUAUCAGUUCUGUUAUCGAGCCGCCCUCGAAUAUUUGUCAGCAUUUGAUCCGUUAUAUCCUGAAUGACAAUCAACCGUCCUGGAGCUUGGCGUCUGAAAUCGUCUAGUCAUCCUGCGUUUAAAAGCCAGAUCACUGCCUGUGCCAUUUGUCACCUUCAAACUAGAGUUCCCUGCACCAUCCCCAAAUUCGUCACUGAACCAUUUUAAUGGAGGCCCAUCGUACCACAACGGCGCCAACCCUAACCAUUCGAGGCUUCGAGAUCUUCAAGAUCAUUUUUGCCAUACAAACGGCGCAAGGGCGCCGCUUCCGGUAUCCGACAGUCUUACAAACAGGCGCCUUCCUUUUCGCCGCAUGAGUCAUACCCUCAUUGCCGGUAUGAGAUCCGCCUCCUAUCGCCUCCGCCGGCUCGUGCGCCCAGUUUCCAAUGAAGAGGGCCAUUUUUACGCCCAUGAGCCAGAGCCGUCUCCGCCGCCAAUUCAACUCAAUGGUCACCACCACACUUAUUAUGGCGAAAAUCCAUUGGACGGAGGUGCUAUUGGAAGAGAUGUUGUUGUCGAAUGUAACGAUAGUGAUGAGAGCCCGCCCUAUUUGCCCACUUCUGUCCUGCCCGUGUUACCGACCGCGCCUCCCACUGAAGAACAAUAUCAACAGACGGUCAUUGACCAUUCAGUGUGACGUAAAGUGAACUCCGAUCUGGCUUAAUGAGAAUUGAUGGAGGUGCGCUCGCCGACACCCUGAACGCACCUCAAGAUGAAAAAGGAUGAAGAGAAUGCGUUUUUUUGAGCGAAUGUUUUAUGUUCUGCAAGCUCCAGGACACCCCACAACAGAAAGACGACUCCACCACAAUUGAAGUCUUUCACAAGAAGUCCAAAGACCCUCCUUACAAGUCUCGUUGUUUGAACGAGAGCAAUCAUGUUGAAAGAAAUACCAAUAGUUGUUCCAUAGUUGUAAUAUUACUAGCAUGUUCCACCACCGCAGAUCCUCAACUUUUUAUGUUGACCAUUUUUCGAGAGUAAGUGCGAAACCUGUUAGGUAUUUUUCGUAGAAUGAACGAUAAUGACAAUGUCAGACGCAGAAAGAACCUCCCCAUUUCGAAACAAAUUGACACCAUAUCAGUAAUCAAGCAGGAUGACUCGGAUGAAAAGAAUUGUUCCAGGACCACAAUUCCUUAACAAAUUUGGAAAAUCUCAAGCCUAAUCUUGAGUGACUUUGACCAUCAAUAAGGCUGGUGAUUAGAUUACAAUUAUUAUCAUUUUUUGCAUUUUGGUAGAUGGCCCAUCCCACAGAGGCCGCUCUAGAAUACCUUUCAGUUCCUUUCCUCCCUUCCUUCAGAGGAGCUCCCUUCCGAUGUUGGAGAAAUGAGUCUGUAUUCCAAGUCCUGCUCUAGAAACAUUGCCCUCUCCAGCUCUCCCAUUUCUUUUGCCAAAAUGGUCCUUUGGAACACAUGUAUGGUUGGUAAUGGAUCCGUUAGCAAACCCUUUCUUUGGUUGGCUUUACUUCCCCAUGCACACGCACUCAGUACUCAGCAACCAGUUGGUUUGUCCUCAUUGAUGUCCUUUUCCCCAGGUGAAAGAGAAGAUUGUGUUUUCCAACCUCUUUGCCAUUCGCUUCGUCUUGCACUAAAUCCACCACGUUUUGCACAUAUCUCGUUUAUGGAACCAAAUUUUAGGAGAAAGUCUAGUUUUUCCAAUGUUUCUAUUCCAAUUCAUCGUCAUCAGUAAGUUACUUUGCAUUUACCUACACCAAGGCAACCUCCCUCGUUAUUAAAGAUCUCUCUCACUCAACAACAUUUCACAUUCUGUGGUUGAAGUGCCCCAAUUAGUACCAUUUGUAGCAAUAUGACAUCACUUGUAUCAACAAAACUCUUGACUCCUCUCAAACCUCCCCCCUGAAAUUCUGAAAUCACCCCUAGGAUGGAUAUACUUAAAUGAAACGAAAUGUUACACUUAAACAUAUGUUUGCGAGCAUACUUACAGUAAAGAAUAUAUCAUUCAACAAUCAUCACCAUCGAUCGCUAUUAUCAUUAUGAAUGUGGUCUUGUUGGGGAAUCUGAGAGUUUGAUCAGUUUUCCUACAAACAUGACCAAGACCCUGUUGAUUCUUAUCCGUGAUAUGAAUAAAUACUAAAUAUGAACAUUCAAA
Tigriopus californicus is the source of this 9313-nucleotide messenger RNA. It is a transcript of the gene Lar, whose product is annotated as tyrosine-protein phosphatase Lar-like. NCBI's taxonomy places the organism in Eukaryota, Metazoa, Arthropoda, Copepoda, Harpacticoida, Harpacticidae. The transcript is spliced from 25 exons. Gene Ontology annotation, biological process: protein dephosphorylation. The coding region runs from base 1050 to 7238 and encodes 2062 amino acids. Gene Ontology annotation, molecular function: protein binding; protein tyrosine phosphatase activity. The record is from RefSeq and is a predicted model, not a curated record.